UUACUUUCUCCCUCCAGGGCAAAAGAGAGGCCAAGCCGGAAGUACAAUCACAUGAGGGAAAGGAUUUAAUCGUUUUAGUUUCUGGUCCGUUGUUAUUUUCCUCUCUACCGUGAAAACGUGGUCCCAACUGUUUAGUUCCGCCUUGCAGUUGAUUCUCAAGAUUGUAGUUGCCGGCUUUGAUUUGGAGGUGAAGAGCGACGCUUUAGUCCUUGGACGGGAAGGGAAGUCUUCAGGGCUAAGGAACAGACAUCAUUUACUGGGCAGAAUUGCAUUCUCCUUUGCCACCAAUGGGAGAUAUGGCAUCUGAAGAAACCAGACCCCUUUUGAGUACUGAGGUGGAGACAGAACUGCCUGCUCAAAGACCCUCUCAGCUGGAGAUCUAUCUGAGCAAGGUCCAAAAUCAGAAUCUCUUCCUGGCUACGUUUGCUGCUGUGCUGGGACCACUAAGCUUUGGAUUUGUUCUUGGCUACAGUUCACCGGCUAUUCCGAGCCUAAAGAAAGUUAGCAACCCGGAAUUAAGGUUGGGAGACAUUCAAGCAUCUUGGUUUGGGUCUGUCGUAACGUUGGGUGCUGCAGCAGGCGGGAUUCUGGGGGGAUAUGUCGUGGAUAAAUUUGGCCGGAAGCUUACCCUGAUGCUGUGUGCCAUCCCAUACGUUUUUGGCUUCACAAUCAUAAUCUCAGCUCAAAAUGUCUGGAUGCUUUAUGUGGGCCGGAUACUGAAUGGCUUGGCCAGUGGGGUAACAUCCUUGGUGGUCCCGGUAUAUAUUUCCGAAAUAGCCCACUCCAAAGUUCGAGGGAUGCUAGGAUCGUGCGUUCAGCUGAUGGUGGUGACUGGCAUAUUGGGAGCUUAUAUAGCAGGCACAGGGCUGGACUGGCGCUGGCUGGCCGUACUGUGUUCCGUCCCACCGUGCUUUAUGCUGGGACUUGUGGCUUUCAUGCCCGAAACGCCUCGCUUCCUGCUGAGCCGGAAUCAGCGGCCAGAGGCCAUUGCUGCUCUGCAGUUCCUGAGGGGCCCCCUGGUGGACCAUGAGUGGGAAUGCAGGGAGAUUGAAGUGAACGCCGAAGGACAGGAGGAGCUGAGUUUGGCAGAGUUUAAGAAUCCAGCCAUUUACAAGCCAUUCCUCAUUGGUAUCGCCAUGAUGUUCUUCCAGCAAGUGUCGGGGAUCAACGCCAUAAUGUUUUACGCGGAAACCAUCUUUGAAGAAGCCAAAUUCAAGGAGAGUGGUGCUGCUUCUAUCAUUGUGGGAUCCAUCCAAGUCUUUUUCACUGCUGUGGCUGCUCUUAUUAUUGAUAGAAAAGGUCGAAAAGUCCUUCUGGUUGUAUCAGGGUUCAUUAUGGCUGUCAGUGCUGCCAUCUUCGCGAUCUAUUGCAAAAUGGCUCUCCCAGUCCCCAUCAACUCCUCCCACGCCAACUCACCAAGCUCCCCUCUGAGUGCUGCUGUUGUGGAAGAAGAGCACCACCUUGCGUGGUUGGCGGUAUUGAGCCUGGGCCUCUUCGUCAUGGGCUUUGCCUUGGGCUGGGGCCCGAUCCCAUGGCUGUUGAUGUCUGAAAUAUUCCCUCUCCGAGCUCGAGGCGUAGCCGGUGGUGCCUGUGUCUUAACAAAUUGGCUCAUGGCUUUUCUGAUUACCAAGGAGUUUCAUGACCUCAUGGUCUUCCUGACGCCUCAUGGUACUUUCUGGUUGUUUUGUGCCAUGUGUUUCUCCAACGUACUUUUUACCAUACUCUGCGUUCCUGAAACAAGAGGAAAAAGCCUAGAAGAGAUAGAGGCCUACUUCCAAAGAUCACAUUAGCUGUUUGCAAUCUUAGUGGGAAAACUUUUCCCCUUGGUCUUGGACUGAAGGUGUGGAUGGUGAUGGCUGGUGGGACCCAACUAUUCUUCAGAGAUUUGCACGAAUGUAAAGUCUUCACCAGGUUCAACUGGGUCCAGAGAACUGCAUGGGGUGCAGAAGGUGUGGGCAAGAUGAAAGGCAGGUUCAUUUUGUGUGGGGCAAUGACCUACUACUUUUCAAUAUUACAGCACCACAUACAGUAUCACAGAAUGGCAGGCAUUGUUCGGUUUUCUGACGUCUAUAACAAGGUGAUUAAGAAUUGGUUUAGAACAAAACAUUGCUUUUCUCUGUUCGUUGGCCAUGUUCUGUGUGGCCAGCCUUUUCUUCUUCUGCUGAGGACUGUAUACCUCCGGGUGUGUGUGUAACCUGAUAGGAGGGUCAUCCUGUUAGUAGGUGGGGCCGGAGCCAUAAGUGGGUGCCCUCUCCCCUGGGCUCAACCCCUUCCUCUCUCUGCCAUCACCACCCCUCUCUGCUGUCACUUCCUUUCUCUCUGUGUCUAGAAAUCUCUCACCUUGGAACUACCUCCUAAUUCUGUGUAAACUGGGCUUACUCUACAGGUGUAGAGGAGUGAGUCAGAGAGUCCUGAAAAGGCACAAUGAGCAAUGCACACAGCGUGCACAAAAAGCCUAGCAAAAGAGGAAACAGGGUUUGGCUUAGCCAACGUCACCAGACUAUUUUGCACCCCCAAGGUUUCUCACACAAACAGCAGUAUUUUAAAAUGAGAUGCACCCAUGCUGUCUGAAGUGGUAUACUACCAGUUCUUUCCAUGAUAGGUGUAGAUUUUAAUGCAGAGGGGUUUAAAGCAGCCAAAGGUUCUGAUUUGCACAUGAAACGUCAAACUUUGGCAAUCACACGGGAUGAUUUUUUUUAAAAUGAAUGGGUUCAGCAUACUGCUGCCCACUAUUCCCCCUCUCUGGUUCUUGAGUCCUGUUCAGGUUAGUAGUGCUGUAACUGGGAAAUAAUAAAUCUCAUUCCCAUGAUUACAUUUCAUGUCAAUCUCUGCCCCAAGGUGACUCCAUCUAAUAUCAUGUGGUGGGGUGGGUAGGGAUUGGACCCAGUUCUGCUAGUAAGGUUCCAAAGUCUUCGUUUCCAGACUUCUAAUCUUGUUUUGUGGAAUAAAGGUUCAAGGAUAUGGUGCUAUGUGGAAUAAACCAAUACUGUAUAUUGAAUUCCAUCUGAUUCUUUGGGCAAAUCAUCUUUGUUUUAUUUAUGUUCAGUAAAUGUUGAGUGCCAUAAAUAACACCAAGCGACAAAACUAGGGAGGUCUACUGUCCCAUAUUUUGGCCAGAAUGUAAACUUCUGCUCAUCAACUAGUUUUCCAGGAUGUUGAGUUUAUGGGGGCGAGGGAGGGAGCUUCCUGGUCAGGAGUGGGGAUUCAUGCACAUUACCCUCUCCCAGUUAGAAUUCAUUACAAUUUCUACUUUCAAAUCUAUUCUUAAAUUUCCUUCUAGACACAUUUUUCACUUGUGUGUGCACUGAGUUGGCCAUCCUUAAUUUGAAAGGUGCAGAAUGGCGUGCAUGAUUGUGUGUGUGUGUGUGGGCUGUUUUUGUGGGCUUGUGGUAGAAAGAACACACUGGAGGAUUCCCCCUCACCCAGUAUCUAGGAACUGAAAUAUUGGACACAAUCUAACCAAUUCAUUAGUGAAAUUGUUAACCAGAAUAUGUGAUAUUUAUUAUGUAUUUUAUUACGAAUUGCCUUCUUAAUAAUGCUUAUUUUUUACAUUUCUUUUAAAACAGAGUAGAGAUGACUUGGGGUUUUGUUUUUAAGGUGCACUUUAGAAAAUGGUUUUGAGGUUUAGAUGUUUCUACUGAGUAAGAAAUAUUUGGUGGCAAAGGAUUCCCCCCCCCCAAUAUAUACACCCAAAGAAGCCUGCCUUCCUUUCUUUCGUCAAGUGUGGGGAAUUUUUGACCUUUCAGAUGCUGCUGAACCACAACUUGCAUUGUUAGUGAGCAACACCUAGCAGACACAUGCCUGGGGCAUGUUUUAAGUCAGGCACCCCCAAACUUCGGCCCUCCAGAUGUUUUGGACUACAAUUCCCAUCUUCCCUGACCACUGGUCCUGUUAGCUAGGGAUCAUGGGAGUUGUAGGCUAAAGCAUCUGGAGGGCUGCAGUUUGGGGAUGCCUGUUUUAAGUCUUUCUGCCUGAUCUUGUGAAUGUGUCUACUCAAAAGCAAGUCCCACACAAUUCAAUGAGACUUGCAGGUGUACAAGGUUGCUUUCUCUCCCCCCCCCCCCAAAUAUCAGUGUCAUGAGU
Messenger RNA from Zootoca vivipara (common lizard), 4083 nucleotides. RefSeq names its product solute carrier family 2 member 8 (gene SLC2A8). NCBI's taxonomy places the organism in Eukaryota, Metazoa, Chordata, Lepidosauria, Squamata, Lacertidae. Gene Ontology annotation, molecular function: D-glucose transmembrane transporter activity. Gene Ontology annotation, biological process: D-glucose transmembrane transport. The record is from RefSeq and is a predicted model, not a curated record. Gene Ontology annotation, cellular component: membrane.